UUUACUUAUACCGAAUAUUGCCAGGGCAGAUUACUAUCUGGAAUGAGGUCCAGCUGUAUCCAGAUUACUUAUUCUAGGAAUCUGCCAUGCGAUCCCGACCUACCCACUCGACAACGGCCCUCAAGAGUACACACAGCAUUCGGACUAGCGUACCAUUCGUAAGAUAAUGUCGAUAUUUGCCGACUUCAAAGACAAGUGCUCUUUCCCUAGCCUUAAGGAGCUAUCUUCGCGCCCUCCCGACGUUCGAAAUCACUGGUGCACGCUGGCCGAGAUCCAAAACGCCAUUGUCAUCGAGAGUAAUACUUACCUCACAGUCUAUGACACUGAAGGCCAUAAGUUAUCCGUCUUGGUCAUGGGCUCUUCCAAAAGUAACGAUGACAACUACCUCAGUACCGGCCAUACCAUUGCCAUCUUAUAUCCUUUUUACGACUAUACUGCUGUACUCAACAAGAGGGAUCACAUCCAUGUUGACCAACAUAGCUGCUAUCGUGUAUUUCCAGUCAGUCUUUCUAAGCUCAUUCACUUCAACCAGGAUCUCUAUAAGCACAACGGCCAAGACAAAGCCCAGCGCUACGCUUGCAGCAAGACAUCCGAUGCCCACGUAGAGUGCAAGCAAUGCUGA
This is a messenger RNA of Colletotrichum godetiae, 622 nucleotides long. RefSeq lists its product as uncharacterized. Lineage: Eukaryota; Fungi; Ascomycota; Sordariomycetes; Glomerellales; Glomerellaceae. Bases 167 to 622 code for a protein of 151 amino acids. The record is from RefSeq and is a predicted model, not a curated record. The transcript has 2 exons.